Messenger RNA from Gossypium raimondii (Peruvian cotton), 2344 nucleotides. RefSeq names its product potassium channel KAT3. The coding region runs from base 172 to 2070 and encodes 632 amino acids. The record is from RefSeq and is a predicted model, not a curated record. Gene Ontology annotation, biological process: transmembrane transport; potassium ion transport. The transcript is spliced from 13 exons. Gene Ontology annotation, cellular component: membrane. Lineage: Eukaryota; Viridiplantae; Streptophyta; Magnoliopsida; Malvales; Malvaceae. Gene Ontology annotation, molecular function: voltage-gated potassium channel activity.
AAAGUCAGAAAGCUGAUUGCCACCUUUCCAUAAUAUUCUAAUGAACUUCGUCCAAGUCAUUUUCUUCCUCUCCUCAGAUCUUAAUUAUUUAAACUCCAAAACUUAUCUCUUAAUAAAACAAAUCAACGAGCAGCUACCGAAGCCUUGUUUCGAUCUCUCCAGACUCCUAAGAUGUCGCGUACAGCAAUGGCGGAUAUAGGAUCAUCUCCGUUACCGUUACUUUUUCGGCGACGAUCGAGCGGUGAAAUAAGGAAUUUGGCCACCGUUUCGAGUAGUAUCUUGCCGGCGUUCGGAACUGUCGUCGAUGACGGUUACUCGCACCUCAAAAAAUAUGUUAUUGUUCCUUAUGAUCAGAGAUACCGAUGGUGGCAAACGUUUUUGGUAGUGUUGGUAUUAUACUCGGCAUGGGCAUCGGUGUUCGAGUUAGCUUUCAACAAAACUGCAAGAGGACCGCUACUGAUUGUGGAUUUGGUGGUGGAUGUGUUCUUUGCCAUCGAUAUCGUCCUCACCUUCUUCGUCGCUUACUUGGAUAAAUCAACCUAUCUCCUCGUUGAUGAUCACAAAAAAAUUGCUUUGCGAUAUGUGACAAGAGUGUGGUUCUUUAUGGAUUUAACAUCAACUCUACCAUAUCAGUUUAUAUUUAGAAUCUUUACCGGUGCUUGGCACGAUGGUGAAGUUUUUAGCUUCCUCAACUUGCUUCGUCUAUGGCGUCUUUGGCGUGUUAGUGAAUUCUUCAAAAGGUUAGAAAAGGACACAAGGUUUAGCUACUUUUGGACAAGACUUCUUAAACUACUCGGUGUCAUAGUAUUUGCGGUGCACUCAGCUGGUUGCUUCUAUUACUGGCUAGCUAGACACCACAAAACACCAGCUAAUACAUGGAUUGGAACUGCAAUUGAAGAUUUUAAGCAUAGAAGUGUGUGGUUAUGCUACACUUAUUCCAUUUACUGGUCAAUUGUCACUCUCACCACAGUCGGUUAUGGAGAUUUGCAUGCAGUGAACACAGGAGAAAAGAUAUUUAACAUGAUUUAUAUGCUAUUCAACAUUGGUCUUACAGCCUACACAAUCGGUAACAUGACUAACCUGGUCGUUCAUGCUGCUGUCAGAACCUUUGCCAUGAGAGAUGCUCUGAAUGAGUUAUUGCGUUAUGCAAGCAAAAAUAGACUCCCAGAAGGGUUGAGAGAACAAAUGAUGGCACACAUGCAGCUCAAGUUCAAGACAGCAGAGUUACAACAAGAAGAAGUGCUACAGGACCUGCCUAAGGCUAUAAGAUCCAGCAUUGCCCAACACCUUUUCCGUAGAACUGUCGAGAAAAGCUACCUAUUCAAUGGAGUCUCUGAAGACCUUGUUUCUCAACUGGUGUCUGACAUGAAAGCAGAAUACUUUCCCCCAAAGGUUGAAAUUAUAUUACAAAAUGAAAUACCUACAGAUUUCUACAUUCUAGUCUCAGGAGCAGUGGAUUUGCUGACAUACAAGAACGGAACGGAACAGUUUUUGUCAAAACUAGGAGCUGCAGAUAUGGCAGGAGAAAUUGGGGUAAUUUUCAAUAUUCCCCAACCUUUUACAGUGAGAACGAAGAGGCUCUCCCAGGUUGUUCGGAUAAGUCAUCACCAUUUCAAACAAAUGAUUCAACCACAGAGUGAAGAUGGAAAGAUUAUUAUUGCUAACUUCAUGAAGUACUUGCAAGGUUUAAAAGAAGAUGUCCUACAGGAGAUUCCUUUCCUAACAGAAUUGCUGGCAGACCAGACUCAAAAGCCUACGGAACAAAAUGAGGAGCAACAAAACAGAGAAACAUUGGAUUCCCAAGAUGCAAGUCCAGAAGGAAGAACAGGCACUUCCAGUCUUCCUGGUGAAAGCACAAUCCGGGUGAUAAUUCAUGGGCAUCAUCCAAGCCAAGGAACGUCUAGUGACAGAUUGGGAAAGCUCGUGUAUUUGCCUGACUCACUUCAAGACCUCUUCAAUCUAGCAGAGAAGAAAUUUGGAAAGAGAGGGAGCACUAUUCUUAUGGCUGAUGGCUCAAAAGUUGAAGAACUGAAUGUUCUGAGAGAGAAUGAUCACUUAUUCGUUGUUUAAAGAUUAAAGUAACUUUUGGUUUGGUAUCCAUACAUUGAUCUGUUUAAGUGAUGAUGCUAAAUGUGUAAUAAGUUAUGCGUCAAUGUUAAUGGUAGUAUAGGGGUGUAUUUAUUUCCCAAUAUUAAUCCAUCUUCAGUUAUUAGGUUAUCCAUGAAAAUAACGGGAAGGUGGUCAUGGAAACUAUAUAGAGCUUAAAAUUUUCAGUAUCCGUGUCAUUAAGCAUGUCCAAAACAGUCUAUGCAGCUUACUGAAACUGUUCCUUCUCUUCCUCCAA